CCAGUCGGCGCGGCGGCUUCCGGUCAUCCGGGUGGGCUCUGACGGGCCUGAGGGCAGCAGACCGCGAUGCUGAAGGCCAAGAUCCUCUUCGUCGGGCCCUGCGAGAGUGGAAAAACCGUUUUGGCCAACUUCCUGACAGAAUCUUCUGACAUCACCGAAUACAACCCAACCCAAGGAGUGAGGAUCCUGGAAUUUGAGAACCCACACGUGGCCAGCAACGCCAAAGGCACGGGGUGUGAAUUUGAGCUGUGGGAUUGUGGCGGUGAUCCAAAGUUCGAGUCCUGCUGGCCAGCCCUGAUGAAGGACUCGCACGGGGUGGUGAUCGUCUUCAACGCCGACCUCCCCAGCCACCUGAAGGAAAUCGAGAUGUGGUAUUCCUGCUUCGUCCAGCAGCAGCUCCUCCAAGACACCCAGUGUCUGUUGAUUGCGCACCACAAACCAGGCUCCGGAAGCGAUAAAGGAAGCCCGUCUCUGUCGCCCCCCUUGAACAAGCUGAAGCUGGUGCACUCGAAUCUGGAGGAUGACCCUGAAGAGAUCAGGUCGGAGUUCCUAAAGUACUUAAAAAGCGUCGUCAAUUCAGUGUCUGAAAGCAGAGACCGGGAGGAGAUGUCAAUUAUCACCUAAGCACCCUAUAUCUGAACUCUUCCGCGUGGCACGUAAGGUCAGCUUGCUCCCCAGAGCAGCUCUGGCAUCUUACCCAGCUACCGAUGUGUCCUUCUCCGUGUGGCCGUGGAAGACAUUUCCCUUAUCUACUCUCAGGGUCCACUCAGCCAGGGAGUGGACUCGCACCAUUCAUUCCCUGUCCUUGGUAUUGCCAUUCUGACUCCUUUGCCCCAAACCUCUCCAAGAGCUGGAAAACUGAGUUGUUUUUCUUUCCUCUUCAUAUACGUCAAGUGAUAAAAAUUGUGGAAUUGUAACCGUCAGAACCAAAUGACAGGCAGUAGUUUAAUCCCUGUGUAUUGGUUUGAAGGUGAUUUUCACUGCUUAGUUCAUCCAGCAAAGACUGACGUGUCAUGCCGCACUGUUGUAGCUGUUGACAAUAAACAGCAGGAGCAAAACAAAGAAAUCCUUACCCUCAUGGGGCUGCCAUUCUGUUCCUCUAAAUUACAGGGAGGUAGGGUGCAACACUCAGGUCCUACACCUUCGAUAUGGGGAAAGAUGAUAGAUUCUUCCAUUUUCCGUAAUUGACCUAAAUCUCAUGUUCUGCUCCUCCUAGAUAAGGAGGGGGCCUAGACCACAUUUGAUGCCAAAUGAGGGUACAAUUGAUCCUCCUUCAUGGGUUCUGCUUUGCAAAUUUGCCUGCUAGCUCAAACUGAUCUGUAACCCCCAGAUCAAUACAGCGCUUUCCGUUAUUCAGAGCGGCCCAAAAUUGGGAUCAUCGGUCACGCAUGUUUCCAGCUGAGGCUGAAACACUCUGCUUUCUUGUUUCAGCUCUCAUACUAUAAACAAGUGCCCUUGUCACAGCCUAUUGGGCGCCACGUUUUCACAUUUCUGUGCUUUUCAUUGAGUGGUUUCGCUGUUUAAAAUGACCCCCAAAGGUGGCACAGGAGUUGGCUAAUGUUGCAAAGUGCAAGAAAACUGUGACGUGUCUUAUCUAAACCAGUGCUUUCCAUAAGCCUCAUUCCAGCCUGAGUUCUUUGCUGUUGGCUGCGAGUUCAAUGUCAAUGAAAUCAACAAUGUAUAUCGAA
Messenger RNA from Lontra canadensis (Northern American river otter), 1688 nucleotides. RefSeq names its product intraflagellar transport 22 (gene IFT22). Lineage: Eukaryota; Metazoa; Chordata; Mammalia; Carnivora; Mustelidae. Gene Ontology annotation, cellular component: endomembrane system. Gene Ontology annotation, molecular function: GTPase activity. The record is from RefSeq and is a predicted model, not a curated record. Gene Ontology annotation, biological process: intracellular protein transport. The coding region runs from base 67 to 624 and encodes 185 amino acids. The transcript has 5 exons.